Molecule: messenger RNA, 1466 nt
Organism: Pseudovirgaria hyperparasitica
Lineage: Eukaryota; Fungi; Ascomycota; Dothideomycetes; Acrospermales; Acrospermaceae
Product: glycosyl transferase
Exons: 4
Coding region: 137-1369 (410 amino acids)
Biological process (GO): cell wall mannoprotein biosynthetic process; protein O-linked glycosylation; protein N-linked glycosylation
Cellular component (GO): Golgi apparatus; membrane
Molecular function (GO): alpha-1,2-mannosyltransferase activity
Source: RefSeq, a predicted model, not a curated record
CACCACCGUGACAGAAUCGAACACUCGUCGCCGUCCUUCAUCUUCCGCAAAAGCGCUUCUGGCCAGCAAAGCAGUCACCGUGGCGGACUCCAAAGAAACCCACGAUUCUCAGCCCUCACGGCAUCGUUCUUCAAUAAUGGCCGGCUCACAGCGCUAUGUGCGCUACAUUCUCCUAGCCUUCUUAUGCCUCACCAUCGUCUACUUUUUCACAUCCUCCGCCCCAAUCAGAGGCACUCCCUUGACAAACGCAUCAGAUGUUAUCAAAGAGCAAGAGGCCAAUGCUGGAGGUAGCAGCAGUCAAGCGCAUUUAUCUCUCGACAAAGACACAUACACUCAGCCCGGAACUUCACCGAAUACUCCAAAUACAUUACCUUACGAAAGCGCUGAAGGACCUCGCAUGAAUGCUACAUUUGUUACUUUGGCGCGGAACUCUGACAUCUGGGAAAUUGCAAAAUCAAUUCGCCAUGUCGAGGACCGUUUCAAUCGCAGGUACAACUACGAUUGGGUAUUCUUGAACGACCAGGAGUUUGACGACAACUUCAAAAAGAUCACCACAUCCUUGGUAUCCGGGAAGACCAAGUAUGGCACCAUUCCUAAAGAACAUUGGUCGUUCCCAGAGUGGAUUGACCAGAGCAAAGCCGAGAAAGUCCGCGAGGACAUGAAGGCCAAAAAGAUCAUCUACGGCGACUCCGUCAGCUACCGUCACAUGUGUCGUUAUGAGUCUGGUUUCUUCUUCCGUCACCCAUUGAUGCUUGACUAUGAAUGGUACUGGCGCGUUGAGCCAAGUGUUGAAUUGUACUGCGAUAUCCACUAUGACACAUUCAAAUUCAUGGCAGACCACGGUAAGAAGUACAGCUUUGUCAUCAGCUUGUAUGAAUACGUCGAAACCAUCCCCACUUUGUGGGACAGCGUCAAGGGUUUUAUGGCCAAGUUCCCUCAACAUUUGGAGAAGGAUAAUACCAUGGGCUUUGUCAGUGAUGAUGGGGGUAGUACCUACAACCAUUGCCAUUUCUGGUCCAAUUUCGAGAUUGGAAAUCUAAACUGGCUUCGCUCGCAAGCCUACAUUGACUAUUUUAACCACUUGGACAGAGACGGUGGCUUCUUCUACGAACGUUGGGGCGACGCCCCUGUCCACUCGAUCGCCGCAUCUCUGAUGCUAAAGAAGGAGGAGAUUCACUUCUUCAACGAUAUUGCCUACUAUCACGUCCCAUUCACACAUUGUCCUACUGGUGAGGAGACGCGGUUAAAGCUGAAGUGCCAUUGCAAUCCAAAAGACAAUUUCGAUUGGAACGGAUACUCUUGCACAUCGCGUUUCUUUGAUGUCAAUGGAAUGCAAAAACCAGAGGGGUAUGAGAAGGAGCAACACUAGACAAGUCAGAAAGGUUGCACCGCAUUACCAUCGCAUGUACCUCCCUAUAUCCCACUUCUCAUCACAUUGCGCAGCAGGUCGAAGUCUCACUGACUUG